Histoplasma mississippiense is the source of this 423-nucleotide messenger RNA. Its product is annotated as FK506-binding protein. Gene Ontology annotation, biological process: protein peptidyl-prolyl isomerization. Gene Ontology annotation, molecular function: peptidyl-prolyl cis-trans isomerase activity. The record is from RefSeq and is a predicted model, not a curated record. The transcript has 2 exons. Lineage: Eukaryota; Fungi; Ascomycota; Eurotiomycetes; Onygenales; Ajellomycetaceae. Bases 1 to 423 code for a protein of 140 amino acids.
AUGCGCGCCCAAUCCUUCGCCGCCUUUUUCUCCCUCUCCCUGUUCUCCCUUACCACCUCCGUCGUCGCUGAGCAGAACGGCCUCAAAAUCGAGAAGACUCAUGUCGUCGAAUGCAACCGCCGCAGUGCGGUCGGUGAUGUCCUCUCAAUGCACUAUCGCGGCACCUUAGCCUCCGACGGCUCCCAAUUCGACGCCAGCUACGACCGCGGCCAGCCAUUGGUGUUCACCGUUGGCAAGGGCCAAGUUAUCGCAGGAUGGGACCAAGGCCUGCUUGACAUGUGCGUUGGCGACAAGCGCAAACUCACCAUUAGCCCCGAGCUGGCCUACGGCGAGCGCGGCAUCGGACCCAUCCCUGGCGGGGCCACUUUGAUCUUUGAAACAGAGCUGGUAAACAUCGAAGGUACGGCAAAGGAUGAGCUUUGA